Auxenochlorella protothecoides is the source of this 279-nucleotide messenger RNA. Its product is annotated as 60S ribosomal protein L37a. The transcript is spliced from 4 exons. Gene Ontology annotation, molecular function: structural constituent of ribosome. Gene Ontology annotation, cellular component: ribosome. The record is from RefSeq and is a predicted model, not a curated record. Bases 1 to 279 code for a protein of 92 amino acids. Gene Ontology annotation, biological process: translation. NCBI's taxonomy places the organism in Eukaryota, Viridiplantae, Chlorophyta, Trebouxiophyceae, Chlorellales, Chlorellaceae.
AUGGCCAAGCGCACGAAGAAGGUCGGCAUUGUCGGCAAGUACGGCACCCGGUACGGGGCCAGUCUGCGUAAGCAGAUCAAGAAGAUUGAGGUGUCACAGCACUCCAAGUACUUCUGCUCCUUCUGCGGCAAGUUCUCCGUGAAGCGCGUCGCCGUCGGCAUCUGGGAGUGCAAGGCCUGCAAGCAGGUCCAGGCUGGUGGAGCGUACGUCCUGAACACUGCUGCCUCCGUCACCGUGCGAUCGACCAUCCGUCGCCUGCGCGAGCAGACCGAGAUCUAG